AUGGCUGACAAGGAAAAAACCUCCAAGAGAUUUGUGUCAAGGAGAGGCAUCUCACACUCACUCUACUCCGACUGCGGGACAAACUUUGUUGGAGCUGAUAAAUCGCUCAAAACAUUGUUCACACAGAACUCUCAAGAGAAUCAACACAUUUCAGCUCUGCUCGCUCAAGAUCGCACUCAGUGGAAUUUUAAUCCACCGUCUGCCCCGCACAUGGGUAGCAAAUGGGAGGCAGUGGUGAAAUCACUCAAAUACCACCUGCGUCGUACCAUCGGAGAAACCUUGCUCACUUUUGAGGAAACGACAACCCUGCUCACCCAGAUCGAGGCGAUCCUGAACUCACGACCUCUAGAACCACUCAGCGACGAUCCAGAUGACAUCUCAGCACUCACCCCAGGACAUUUCCUCAUCGGAAGUGCGCUUACAACAGUACCAGAGCCAUCUCUGGAAGAUUUAGUCAUCUCAAGACUAUCACGAUGGCAAUUCAUACAGCAGCGAGUACAGCAAUACUGGUCGCAAUGGUCAACACAAUAUCUGCAACGACUGCAAGCUGUCUCAAAGUGGCAUCAUCCAUCAAACACCAUACAAGUGGGCUCAUUGGUGCUCAUCACAGAUGAAAGGUUUCCUCCAUGCAAGUGGCCAUUGGCUAGAGUCAUUGCUGCAAUGCCAGGAGAGGAUGGAUUCACCCGAGUGGUGACACUUAAAACACCCAAGGCAACUGUCACCAAACCUAUCACCAAACUCACACCUUUGACAACUCUCACUAGACCAAUUGCCAAGCUCGUACCUCCGCCUAUUGUUCACCAGGACCAAGCUCAAUGA
Trachymyrmex septentrionalis is the source of this 819-nucleotide messenger RNA. RefSeq lists its product as uncharacterized. Gene Ontology annotation, biological process: DNA integration. The transcript has 2 exons. Gene Ontology annotation, molecular function: nucleic acid binding. The coding region runs from base 1 to 819 and encodes 272 amino acids. Lineage: Eukaryota; Metazoa; Arthropoda; Insecta; Hymenoptera; Formicidae. The record is from RefSeq and is a predicted model, not a curated record.